CGUGAUUUCACCCGCAUUUGUUGUUCAUUUAGCGUCGUAGCUCCAAAUCCAAGCCCAGCCUCCAUCUGUUCUAUACGCAGACAAUAAAAAAUCCAAAAUAAAAACAACCAAGAGAGAAAGUUGAAGAGAGACAAAACCCAGUUUCUUCGCUCUAGCCCUAUCGAUAUAAGAGAAGAAGAAGGUAGGUUAUCGAUGAGAGAGCUGCUGCUGCUGGUGGUUCAAGAGUAAGCAGCAGGCGAAACGAGACGGUUUAAUGGCCCUAAAGCAUGAACAGCAACUCAAGGAGGUGGGAUCGAAACUCGAGACACCUCCUUCUACCAAAGACGCUCUUAUUAAGCUCUUAAAGCAAGCUGCUGUAUGUCUUUCCGAGACGGAACAAUCGCCAUCAGCUACUAUGAUGGAGUCUAUGCAGCCUUUCUCUAAUGCAAUUGUGAAGCCAGAAUUGCUGAAGCAUCCAGAUAGGGAUGUUAAGCUUCUAGUUGCUACCUGUAUUUGUGAAAUAACCCGGAUUACAGCUCCUGAAGCUCCUUACAGUGAUGAUGUCCUGAAGGAUAUUUUUCACUUGAUUGUUGGCACUUUUAGCGGUUUAAGAGAUACUAGUGGUCCAUCAUUUGGAAGGAGAGUUGUUAUUUUGGAGACUCUUGCCAAAUAUAGGUCAUGUGUUGUGAUGUUGGAUCUAGAAUGUGAUGAUCUGGUCUAUCAAAUGUUCAGUACAUUUUUUACUGUUACCAGUGAUGAUCAUCAAGAAAGUGUAUUGACAUCAAUGCAAACAAUAAUGGUUGUGCUCAUAGAAGAAAGUGAGGAUGUUCGGGAGGAUCUUUUGCUUGUCAUUUUAUCAGUAUUAGGUCGAAAUAGAUCUGAUGUUUCUUCAGCUGCAAGGAGACUUGCUAUGAAUGUGAUAGAGCAGUGUGCUGGAAAACUCGAACCUGGAAUAAAGCAGUUCCUUGUAUCAUCAAUAUCAGGAGAUAAUAGGUCGGAAAAUAGUCAAAUUGACUAUCAUGAAGUCAUAUAUGACGUUUACUGUUGUGCUCCUGAGAUCUUAUCAGGAGUCAUUCCUUACCUCACAGGAGAACUAUUGACUGAUCAGCUUGACAUUCGUUUAAAAGCAGUGGGGUUGAUUGGAGAUCUGUUUGCUGUGCCUGGCUUUGCUAUCAGUGAAGCAUUUCAACCAAUCUUUUCAGAGUUUUUGAAAAGGUUGACUGAUAGAGGAGUAGAGGUCCGAAUGUCUGUCCUGGAACGUGUCAAAAAAUGUCUGUUGUCAAACCCUUUGCGAGCUGAGGCUUCCCAAAUAAUCUCUGCUCUAUGUGACCGACUAUUGGAUUAUGAUGAGUGUGUCCGAAAACAAGUUGUUGAUGUGAUCUGUGAUGUGGCAUGUCAUGCCUUGAAUUCCAUUCCUGUCGAAACUAUAAAAUUGGUUGUGGAGCGUCUUCGAGACAAAUCUCUGCUUGUUAAGAGAUAUACCAUGGAGAGAAUGGCUGAGAUUUUCAGGGUUUAUUGUGUGAAAUCCUCUCAUGGCUCAGUCGGUCCUGGGGAAUUUGAUUGGAUUCCUGGGAAGAUUAUGAGAUGUUUUUAUGACAGAGAUUUUAGAUCAGAUACAAUUGAAUCAGUUCUUUGUGGGUCCGUGUUCCCAACUGAGUUCUCAGUCAAAGAUAGAGUUAAACUUUGGGUUAGAGUAUUUUCUGUAUUUGACAAAGUCGAGAUGAAAGCUCUUGAGAAGAUUUUGGAGCAGAAGCAAAGGUUACAACAAGAGAUGCAGAGGUAUCUAUCUCUCAGGCAGAUGCAUCAGGAUGGAGAUGCUCCUGAAUUCCAGAAAAAAGUUCUGUUUUGUUUUCGUAUCAUGUCUCGCUCAUUUGCUGAGCCUGCUAAGGCUGAGGAAAAUUUUCAGAUACUUGAUCAGUUGAAAGAUGCCAAUAUCUGGAAGAUUUUAACAAAUCUUCUUGAUGCUAACACUGGUUUCCAGCAAGCUUGUACUGGUCGGGAGGAUCUGCUUAAAAUACUUGGUGAGAAACACCGGCUUUAUGAUUUUCUGAGCAAUCUCUCUGUUAAGAGUUCUUAUUUACUUUUUAACAAAGAGCAUGUGAAAGAAUUUCUGUUGGAGGCAUCCACGCAUAAGUCUGCUGGAAAUACACAAUUUAUUCAGUCGUGCAUGGAUAUACUGGUGCUUCUUGCACGCUUCAGUCCAAUGCUGCUUGUUGGGGCUGAAGAAGAAUUAGUAAAUUUUCUGAAAGAUGAUAAUGAGAUAAUAAAAGAAGGUGCUUUGCACAUUUUGGCAAAAGCUGGGGGUACCAUUCGAGAACAGCUUGCAGUGUCAUCGAGUUCAAUUGACCUUAUAUUGGAGAGGCUCUGCUUAGAAGGUAGUCGAAAACAGGCCAAGUAUGCUGUGCAUGCUCUAGCAGCAAUAACAAAGGAUGAUGGGCUCAAGUCCCUUUCUGUUCUAUAUAAGAGACUUGUGGACAUGCUAGAGGAGAAGAGACAUUUACCUGCAGUACUACAGUCUUUGGGAUGCAUAGCAGAGACUGCAAUGCCAGUUUUUGAGACCAGGGAGAGUGAAAUUGAAGAAUUCAUAAAAAGCAAGAUUCUCAAAUGUAGCAGUAAAGCAGAAGACAAUACAAAAGCAAGCUGGGAUGACAGAAGUGAGCUUUGUUUGUUGAAGAUUUAUGGGAUCAAGACACUGGUCAAGAGCUACUUGCCUGUUAAAGAUGUGCAACUUCGUCCUGGCAUUGAUUGCCUUUUGGAGAUCCUGAGAAAUGUGCUUAUGUUUGGAGAAGUAUCAAAGGAUAUAGAAUCAAGUUCAAUUGAUAAGGCCCAUUUGAGGCUUGCUUCUGCUAAGGCUGUUCUUCGUUUGUCAAAGCACUGGGAUCACAAGAUAUCUGUUGAUGUCUUCCACCUAAUUUUAAGGAUACCAGAGAUCACCUUCCCUCAAGUUAGGAAACUAUUCCUGAGCAAAGUUCAUCAGUAUAUAAAGGACCGGCUUCUGGAUGUGAAGUAUGCUUGUGCGUUCUUAUUUAAUAUAACUGGGUUAAAGCCCCUUGAUUUUGAAGAGGAAAAGCAAAAUCUUGCUGAUAUUAUUCAAAUGCAUUACCAAGCAAAGGCCCGGCAACUCUCUGUACAAAGUGAUGCAAAUACAUCAGCAGCAUAUCCUGAAUAUAUUUUACCAUAUUUGGUCCAUGCUCUUGCUCAUCAUUCAUGUCCUGACAUAGAUGAAUGCAAGGAUGUUAAAUCCUAUGAGCCAAUAUACUGGCAAUUGCACUUGAUUCUUUCUAUUUUGGUGCACAAAGACGAGGAUGCAAAGUCAGAAUCUAGCACCAACAGAGAGAAAGAGAAUAUAUCUGCAGUAGUUUCUAUCUUCGAAAGUAUCAAGUCUUCAGAGGAUACAGUUGAUGCAGGAAAAUCUAAGAAUUCACAUGCUAUCUCUGAACUUGGGCUGUCAAUCACCAAGCGCUUAGCUCAGAAGGAGGAUGAUAUACAAAUGUUGGCUUCAUCAGUUUCCCUGCCUCCAAAGCUUUACAAACCACGUGAGAAGAAGGAAGGGGAUGAUUCUAUGGCAAGUGAAGGAAAAACAUGGUUGGCUGAUGAGAAUGUCUUGAUGCAAUUUGAAUCACUUAAGUUGGAAGCGGAUGGAAAAAUUAAUUCAGAUAUUGCUGAAGAUGAGGUUCUAAAAGACAGUGAAAAAGAAGCAAAUGAGGUGCCCCUUGGCAAAAUGAUAAAACAGUUAAAAUUGCAGGGCACUAAGGGUGGCAAGCUUAAAAAGAACAAGCCUUCAUCAGCUAAAACAAAAAAUGCUGAAAGUGAUGUUGAUAUCUUGAAGAUGGUCAAGGAAAUAAAUUUGGAUAAUAUGGGGCUAUCUACUAAGUUUGAAUCAAGCAAUGGUCACAAACAUUUUCCAAGUGAGAAAAUAAAGUCAGAACCGGAGCAUCAGAAAGCUAAAAAAACAAAGGCUACUGAUGUAGCAUCUGUUACAGUACCUAAGCGACGGAGAUCAUCAUCUUCUCAUAGCGCAAGACUGUCCUCAAGCAGUUUAAUUUCUCUACUAAGUGCUUCAGGGGAUGAUUCAAGCCCUGAUUCAAAAGGCAAGAAGUCUAUCCCAAAACUUUCGGUUGAAAGCACCGAGUCUGAUUUGUUGGUUUCAUGCAUGAGAAAGAGUAUAAGCUUCACAUCAAAACAUAAAAGCAAAAGCUCUGAUUUGGGUCACAAUAGCAAAGAAAAUGAAGUUGAAGAAGAUGGUGAUAAUCUGAAGAAAUCUGUUGUGUUAGGGGACGCUGACAAGAUCAAUGCGAGUAAUAAUUUUAAGUCUUUGACUGGAAGCUUGAAGAAGAGAAAAAGAAGAAGCAUUGCAGGCUUGGCAAAGUGCACAACAAAGAAAAGUGGAGUUGAUAUUGAAGAACUAAUUGGUUACAGAAUAAAGGUUUGGUGGCCCAUGGAUAAGCAGUUUUAUGAAGGCACUGUUAAGUCAUAUGACCCUAUAAAAAGGAAACAUGUGAUAUUGUAUGAUGAUGGAGAUAUAGAAGUACUCCGUUUAGAAAAAGAGCGUUGGGAGCUUGCUGACAAUGGUCGCAAAUCUAUGAAGAAGUCAAACUCAUUGAAGCAUCCUCGCUCAACUAAAGUAUCACCUGCAAAGAAAAGUAGAAGUCCGGGUAACAUACAUCAGAACAAGAAAUCAGAAAAGAUUGUUAAAGGAAAAAGAACUCCUAAGAAAAACUCAAAGCGCAUACAUAAAGAACCUGAGGACAAAGAUGAUUCUGAUGCAUCAAAUCCUGAACCUACUGAGGAAUCUAAAGGGGAUGAGCCAAAACAAGGUGGUUCUAAUGGGGAACAUGAUGGAAGGGUCACAGAGCACCUGACAGAUGAUAAAUCUGACAAGGAAGUGACAUCAGUUUCCGGAGGAAAACACUUGUGGGAUACACUGGAGAACCAUAAUCAAUCAGAGGUAUCUGAUGGAGAAGCGAAAUCCAAUUUUGAAGGUAAAGAUUUUGCAGAUACCAAAAGUAUACCUGAAGAUGCUCAAAAGGAUGAUGCAGAAGAGGACACCCAUUCAGAAGAAUGGGACGUUGAAUUGAGUGAAGACAUACAAGAGGAAGCUAACAAGGAUGGAUCAGACUCUGAAGGGAAUCAAGAUGAAGACAUUGUUGGGAGUACAAAUAGAAAUCCAAAGAAACCGCGUAUAGAAUCAAGUCCUGAUGCGGAGGAUGCUAACAUAUCUGAUGAUGAGCCUCUUAGCAAAUGGAAGCAUAAAGUACGAAAAUCAGGAUCAAGGCAAGCAAGGUAAGCAGUUGAGCUUGAAAACUGUCUUCUUGUCUGGAGGAAGAAGACACUAAGCUGUGGUUCUUUCUUAGAUUCUAUGCAUUUUGUUUAGGCAGUGUAGUUGGCAGAAGGUGAAGGAAGAUGAAAGCUAUUUAAUGUUGUAAACAGCAACACAGUAAUAAAUUUGGCUAGUGGUUGGAACUGAUCACAUAUGAAUGUAAAGUUUAGGCACUUAUGCUUACGUAGGUAUGUUAAUCUCAAUGUCCUGUAAUUGUACUUGGACUAGUGGUAGAAGAAAAGAUUGAUGAAAAUGGGUAAUGGGGUGUAGUGUAGCCCAUCUUUCUAACCACAAGGAUUCAUAGAUAGGUCACUUUGUACAGUUUGUAGUUGGGGAUACUGUUGUAUGUUGGCAUAUUCAUGUUUUAUUUUUGACACCCAUCAAAAUGAUAAAGUUGACUUCCUAGUUUGUUUUACUUCAA
Hevea brasiliensis (rubber tree) is the source of this 5720-nucleotide messenger RNA. Its product is annotated as sister chromatid cohesion protein PDS5 homolog A. Gene Ontology annotation, biological process: DNA repair; mitotic sister chromatid cohesion. The transcript has 33 exons. Gene Ontology annotation, cellular component: chromatin; nucleus. The record is from RefSeq and is a predicted model, not a curated record. Lineage: Eukaryota; Viridiplantae; Streptophyta; Magnoliopsida; Malpighiales; Euphorbiaceae. Bases 254 to 5266 code for a protein of 1670 amino acids.